Pseudozyma hubeiensis SY62 is the source of this 1317-nucleotide messenger RNA. Its product is annotated as fructose-1,6-bisphosphatase. Bases 1 to 1317 code for a protein of 438 amino acids. Gene Ontology annotation, molecular function: fructose 1,6-bisphosphate 1-phosphatase activity. Gene Ontology annotation, cellular component: cytoplasm; cytosol. The transcript has 3 exons. Lineage: Eukaryota; Fungi; Basidiomycota; Ustilaginomycetes; Ustilaginales; Ustilaginaceae. Gene Ontology annotation, biological process: fructose 6-phosphate metabolic process; sucrose biosynthetic process; gluconeogenesis. The record is from RefSeq and is a predicted model, not a curated record.
AUGGAAGCGCUGUAUCGCCCGAUCCACUAUCCCGAUGAAGAUGACCGGCAACACUCUGGAAAGAUCCGCCUGCUCCGAGACGACCAGGAGCGGCACACGGAGCUCGCACGCUCGAUCGACACCGCUCGGGAACGUAGUCUGCCGAGUAGUACAGCAGCAUCAAACAGCAUCGGACCUGGUCGGAAGCAUUCGCUCGGCAACUCGCCCCUCCACUGCGUUCAAGAGGUCCGCUCACGAGAGUUCUCUUCUCGACCACAACCAUCUCGAAGGAGCAAGGUACCAUUACCCGCACAAAGAACCAGACGACUCAACAAGCAGCAGACAGACAAGAUGGGCGCCGAAGACUACUCCCCUCCUUCUACCGAUAUCAUCACCCUCACACGUCAUGUGCUGACAGAAGGCUUCAAGCAGAGGAAAGAGAGUGCUGCGAGCGGUGACCUCACCAUCUUGCUUGCCUCGCUCCAGACCACCUGUAUCGGCGCUGCUGGCAACACCAACGUCCAAGGCGAGGACCAGAAGAAGCUCGAUGUCCUUUCCAACGAGAUCAUGAUUAACGCACUGAAAGCCUCGGGCAAGACCGCAGUACUGGUCUCGGAAGAGAACGACGAGGCCAUCUUCGUUGGCGAGAAGCAGGAGGGAGGCAGGGGCAAGUACUGCGUCGUCUUCGACCCCCUGGACGGCUCAUCCAACAUCGACGCUGGUGUCAACAUCGGUACCAUCUUCGGUAUCUACCUGGUCAAGGAGGGCUCCAAGGGCACUCUCGAGGAUGUACUCCGACCAGGCCGCGAAAUGGUCGCCGCCGGCUACUGCAUGUACGGUUCAUCUGCCAACAUGGUCUUGACCACCGGCAACGGUGUCAACGGCUACACGCUCGACAACCAGAUCGGCGAGUUCAUCCUCACCCACCCGAACAUCCGAAUGAAGAACCGUGGUAAGAUCUACUCCUGCAACGAAGGGAACAGCAUGUACUAUUCUGAACCCGUCCUCAAGUACCUCGACAGCAUCAAGUAUCCGAAGAAGGAAGGCGCCAAGCCUUAUGCCGCUCGUUACAUCGGCUCCAUGGUUGCUGAUGUGCAUCGACAACUGCUAUAUUCUGGGAUCUUCCUCUAUCCCUCCGGAGCGAACGCAAAGGACGGCAAGCUGCGCAUGCUGUACGAAGCUUUCCCGAUGGCAUUUAUUACCGAGCAAGCUGGUGGAUUGGCCACCAACGGCACCGAGCGAAUUCUCGAUCUUACUCCAAAGAGUAUUCACCAGCGCUGCCCUGUGUUCCUCGGCUCUAAGGAUGAUGUCGAGGAUCUGAUGAAGUUCUUCAAGUGA